This is a messenger RNA of Cottoperca gobio, 2336 nucleotides long. RefSeq names its product ATPase H+ transporting V0 subunit d1 (gene atp6v0d1). Lineage: Eukaryota; Metazoa; Chordata; Actinopteri; Perciformes; Bovichtidae. Gene Ontology annotation, molecular function: proton-transporting ATPase activity, rotational mechanism. The record is from RefSeq and is a predicted model, not a curated record. Gene Ontology annotation, biological process: proton transmembrane transport. Gene Ontology annotation, cellular component: proton-transporting V-type ATPase, V0 domain. The transcript is spliced from 8 exons. Bases 78 to 1130 code for a protein of 350 amino acids.
CAGUCAGCUGAUGCCUACGCUAACAAGCCGGACUGACGGUUCUCCAGCGGCAGAGACAGAUCUGACGGUCAGACAGGAUGCCUUUCUCCGAGCUCUAUUUUAACGUUGAUAACGGCUACCUAGAGGGGCUGGUUAGAGGAUUCAAAGCCGGAAUACUGUCCCAGGCGGAUUAUUUGAACCUUGUUCAGUGUGAGACCCUGGAAGAUCUGAAGCUCCACCUGCAGAGCACAGACUAUGGCAGCUUCCUGGCAAACGAGGCGUCUCCUCUCACCGUGUCUGUUAUUGAUGACAAGCUGAAGGAGAAGAUGGUGGUGGAGUUUCGCCACAUGAGGAACCAGUCGUACGAGCCUCUGGCCAGCUUCAUGGACUUCAUCACGUACAGCUACAUGAUUGAUAAUGUCAUCCUGCUGAUCACGGGCACCCUCCACCAGCGGGCCAUCUCUGAGCUGGUGCCAAAGUGUCACCCGCUGGGCAGCUUCGAGCAGAUGGAGGCGGUCAACAUCGCCCAGACCCCCGCCGAGCUUUACAACGCCAUACUGGUGGACACGCCCCUGGCUGCUUUCUUCCAGGACUGCAUAUCUGAGCAGGACUUGGAUGAGAUGAACAUUGAAAUAAUCCGUAACACACUUUACAAGGCUUACCUGGAGGCUUUCUAUAAGUUCUGCUCCAACCUGGGAGGAACCACGGCCGACACCAUGUGUCCUAUUCUGGAGUUUGAGGCCGACAGGAGAGCCUUCAUCAUCACCAUCAACUCGUUCGGCACAGAGCUGUCCAAGGAGGACCGCGCCAAGCUCUUCCCCCACUGCGGCAAACUUUACCCAGAAGGCCUUGCUCAGCUGGCCCGGGCAGAUGACUACGAGCAGGUCAAGGCCGUCGCUGAUUUCUAUCCUGAAUACAAGCUGCUGUUCGAAGGUGCCGGCAGCAACCCAGGCGACAAAACAUUGGAAGACCGUUUCUUUGAGCAUGAGGUGAAGCUGAACAAGCUGGCCUUCCUCAACCAGUUCCACUUCAGUGUUUUCUACGCCUACGUCAAGCUGAAGGAGCAGGAGUGCAGGAACAUCGUGUGGAUCGCCGAGUGCAUCGCACAGCGACACCGCGCCAAGAUCGACAACUACAUCCCCAUCUUUUGAGCCUCCUCUUCCUCUCUCUGCUUUCUUCCCAUCAUCUCAUUCAGUCGUAUGUCUUGAACAUUGUCUCCAGUCCCACCUUGGUGUUACGUGGUUCUGAUGCUUUGAUGCUAAAUGUUCUGCAUUCUUCACUCGCAGGUGUAAAUUGAUUCUCGACAUCUGAAUCUCCUGUUGUAAUGGGAGUUCCAGCCUGGCUCAUCACUGCUUACAAAGUGAAACACAUAAUCAACUUAAAUACAGAGUGUUUAGCUGGAAAAGAAUCAGAAUGAAGGAGCCUGCUCCAACAGAGGUGGUUUUUGCUUGUUUAAUCAGCUCAGCAGAUAAAGGAGGCAACUCAUUUGACUUUCAAACAAUCGCGUCUGAUUGUCUAAACUUUCUAAAGUGUGUUGUUUCUUGUGGCACGCACUGUCCACCUGACACACGGGCUAAAUACACCAGAAGAAGAAUUUGCAAUUCACUAAGUUCAGGAAUGAACCUUCCAGCCACCAGGACAGAAAAGCCUUUAUUUGUUUUACCCUGAACUCCCAGCACAACAAACACCAACCAUCUUUUGAGAUGAUGUUAAUCUCCAGGCUCAUGAAACACUUAAAGGUGCACUUUACUGUAUGUUUUGGAUCUAUCACCUACCAAAAAACAGUAAAAAACAAAACAAAAGUUAAUGUCCCAAUUGUGAACGUAACACGUCCGCAGAACUUCAACCAGUCAUUAAAACAUUCCUCUGCUCAGCGUCAGUCUCCACCAGGUUCUAUAUAACCUGUUAUUUCUGUUUUAGUGCUAGCUUUUGUCAGCAUGUCUGAUCAUUACUGUGGUUUUCCCCAAAAAUCUAAACGAGUGAAGUGUGUGUGAGCCUCCAUCUGAUUUGCUGUCUUAACUAGAUUGUUGUUAGAUAUUAAAAAUACAGCUGCUGAACAGGAGCUUCCAGUCCUCGCCGUCCCUGUUCCUCUGUGAACUCUUGAGUUUCUGUAAAUUAACGUACUGGAAUGAGGCGAUAUCUUGUGAGUAUUUGAGCGACUUAAUGUUUAAACUAUACAAAGAUAUAUAGAUAUUUAAAGAUGAAUAUAUGAUUUGUUUUAUUUCAUGCUGUAAAAAAUGUUUUGUUUCUGUUUCGAUCUGUUUCUUACUUGUGAAAUGUGUACUGUAAAUGUGACAAAAAUAAAUAGACUAAACUGCAUUAAUGCAGGUCUGGAGAUAUAAAAACAAAAACUCAAA